Molecule: messenger RNA, 4341 nt
Organism: Zalophus californianus (California sea lion)
Lineage: Eukaryota; Metazoa; Chordata; Mammalia; Carnivora; Otariidae
Gene: SIGLEC15
Product: sialic acid binding Ig like lectin 15
Exons: 6
Coding region: 1-990 (329 amino acids)
Biological process (GO): regulation of actin cytoskeleton organization; regulation of osteoclast development; regulation of bone resorption
Cellular component (GO): plasma membrane
Source: RefSeq, a predicted model, not a curated record
AUGGAAUGGUCCGUCGGACUCCUGGCCUGCCUAGUGGGCCUCCUCCCGAUGGGUUCAUCUGCAAGAACCAAAAGAGAUACUACUGGGAACUUGGUCAACACAGAGGUGCACAGUGCGCCGGCGCAGCGCUGGUCCAUGCAGGUGCCGGCCGAGGUGAGCGCAGCGGCGGGCGAGGCGGCCGUGCUGCCCUGCACCUUCACGCACCCACACCGCCACUACGACGGGCCGCUCACGGCCAUCUGGCGCGCGGGCGAGGCCUACGCGGGCCCGCAGGUGUUCCGGUGCGCGGCGGCGCGGGGCAGCGAGCUCUGCCAGACGGCGCUGAGCCUGCACGGCCGCUUCCGGCUGCUGGGCAACCCGCGCCGCAACGACCUGUCGCUGCGCGUCGAGCGCCUCGCCCUGGCCGACGACGGCCGCUACUUCUGCCGCGUCGAGUUCGCCGGCGACGUCCACGACCGCUACGAGAGCCGCCACGGCGUCCGGCUCCGCGUGACCGCCGCCCCGAGGAUCGUCAACCUCUCGGUGCUGCCCGGGCCGGCGCACGCCUUCCGCGCGCUCUGCACGGCCGAGGGGGAGCCGCCGCCCGCCCUCGACUGGUCCGGCCCGGCCCUGGGCAACGGCUCGGCGGCCGUGCCGGCCCCGGGUGAGGGUCACGGCCACCAGGUGACCGCCGAGCUGCCCGCGCUGGCCCACGACGGCCGCUACACGUGCACGGCCUCCAACAGUCUGGGCCGCGCGGAGGCCAGCGUCUACUUGUUCCGAUUCCACGGCGCCUCCGGGGCCCCGGCGCUCGCCCUCCCGCUCGGCGCGCUCGGCCUCAAGGCGUUACUGCUGCUCGGCAUUCUGGCCGCCCGCGCCGCCGCCCGCAGCCGCCUAGAGCACCCAGUUGCCCAGGACACCCCACCACGGCCCCAGGGUCAGGAGUCCACCUAUGAGAAUUUGAGCCAGAUGAGCCCUCGGGACCCACCAGCGGCCACAUGUAUACCAUGAGGAGCCCCUUGGCCACUGGCAUCCACUUGUACCCCAUGAAGAGCAGAGGCCAAGGCCAGGCUUGGCUGGGACAGCCCUUCGUGGCUCCCAGCCACGUGGGCAGCCCCUGGCUGGGCGACCUCACACAAAGGGUGUCAAGACCCCGCUCACAGAGGCUCAGUGGUCUCCUACAAGGAUGUCUGUCCCAGAGGCCCAGGAUAUUUAUGUCAGUGGGACCAGCAUUUUGAGUGUGUGUGUGUGUGUGUGUGUGUGUCUGUGUGUGUGUACGUGCACAUGCGUGCAAAGCUCCAGCAUGAAACUCACGGACAAACUCUCGUCCUUUCCUACAUAGAAUGUCAUAGUAGAACAGGCAGGACACUGGUCAGAGGGUCUCCCAGGCUCGGACUCGCUGUGGGGACCAGGGCACUUUUUUUCACCUCUCUGGGUCUCAGUUCAGCUACUUGUGAGCGUGGACAAUAGUAUUCCUCCCUCCUGGCUGCUCGGCAUGUCAAGAUCUGAGGAAAUAAUGGAAUGAAGGGACUUUGGGAAGUACACAGCCAUGUACAGAUUAAAUAUGGGGGGGUCACAGGCUCCUCCUUGCAGGCCCCCCUGGGACGUGCAGAGAGUUCUUGGACAAGUGGGGCCCCCACACCAGCCUGGCUGAGAAUGAGGAUUCCAGAGACCCACCCUGGGGCCAGGGCUUCUGAGGCUGCGUAAACCUGUGGUCCCAGGAACAUCCACUCAGCAGUGAGGAGAAGCCUGCUCCCCCUGCCUCCCAGGGUCUCCUCUGUGACUGCCCCCACCCUCUGCCCACCUCUUUGCCAUCGGCUGCUCUGCGCUCCUUGAGCUGGGACCCCCUGGGAACCCACUGUCUCCUGUAUCUGGGAUCCACUGCCCUCAAGGACCCAACGCUGAGAGGUUGGGGCCAGUCUGGACUGCAGGGCCCAUGGAUAAGGCAGCUGCAGCUGCGACAUCUCCCUAUGACCCGCACCCUCCCCGGACAUGAGGUCCAAAAGCACCAGCAAUUUCACCGCAUUUGCCCGAGGCCUCUCAGGCUGACUUUGUGGGGUGCUGCCUUCCACAUUCACACGUUAGUGCAAGCGUAUGCAUUUUAGCUCCCGCAGUCCCUGGGGUCAGGAGAGCGGGGGAGCAGGUGUGCUUGAGACCCGGGCAAGCUGGCAAGAGGAAAGGGCCACAGAGCUAGGGGACUGAAGAGGCGAUGGGGACAAACUUUUCCUCAGAGCUUUUCCCAAAGCUAGGCUGGUAACCCAGAGUGGGGAGGGGCCCUGGCUCAUGCUUUUCUGGGGAGGUGGCCUAAAGGGGAUGGAUCUUCACAAAUUAAUAAGCAGGGCAGUGGGUGGCGAGCUGCCCUUGUUCACCAGAGCCUUCGCCAGGGCCUGUGGGUGUCAGCAGCCCAUGGUUAACUUGGGAUCCAUCCAGGAGUCUGAACUGCCAAAAAUGCGUCAGCAUUUGCACCUCCUUGUACGAGGAUACCGUGGGCAUCUGCAUGGAGGGUCCUGUAUCACCAGCGAAGAAGCCAGGGACACGGGGGUGGUGCAUCUUGAAACAUCUGCAUGGACUUUGAGGCCUGUUUUGCAGCCAAGAAAAAACUGUGACAGCAGUUACUUCUUAAGGGUCCGUUUUGUGCGAGGAAUUGGGCCAGGCACGUGUAUGGAAAUGAGUAAGGGCUGUCUAUCAGUCAGUCUGGGCUCGGUUGUGCUGUGCUAACCAACAAACACCCGAAUCACAGUGGCUGAAAACAGGGUUUAUUCUCACCGAAGGUACGUGCCCAUCACGGGCUGGCGGGAUCCCAGGCUCCCAUGGAUCCAGCAUCUCUUGCUGUGGAUCAUUGGGUUGGAGAUAAAAAGAAAGCGCUAGAGGGUCUCCCACUUGAGAGCAGGACUAGCCACCUGCCCCACUCACCCUCAAGGCCCGGGCAGUGAAACCUGCCACCACCUGGAGUGAGGAAACCCAAAAGCCCGGGCAACAGCCCUGCGGGCUCCACAGUAAGACUCCAGGAUUUCUCACGUUAGCGAGCCAUGGACCAGUAAGUGGAAAAUCAAGGUGCUGUGGGAGCACACAGAAGGGAUCACUGACCCAGUCUUGGGAAGGCUUCCUGGAGAAGGGGACCUGGAGAUGGUACGUGUGAUGGGGGAGGAUGGAAAUUGGAAGGUUAAGAACAAAGGUGAUUCUAAGCAGAAAGGACAGUCUGGGCAAAGGCCAGGAGGUCGGACACAGCAUGAUGUUGAAGCAGCUGAAAGUUGCUGGAACAUGAGCACAGACAGAGGCACAGCGGCCGGAGCUGGGGCUGCAGCGAGAGGAGUCUCCCACACGGUGGCCAGUGCUGCCCCCAACAGGGGUGAGAAGCAGAAGGGAGCCGGGCACCCAAGCGGCCCAGCAUGGUGCUGACUCCCUGUACUGCCCAGCAGGAUGCUUUCCCCAGCCUGGCACUGCACCUGCCCCACAUGCACCACGCGCUUGGGCUGGGCUUUCCAUCUUGACACCCUGGGCUCUCAGAGCAGUGUUUCUGCGGUGCUUUCUGAGGGUCACCUGUGUCAGGAGCACCUGGGGAGUUUGCUUACAUCCCCAUUCUGAAUGCCACCUGGGCCUCCUAAAAGUGGGCUCUGAGGGUGGGCGCUGGAAUUUUAAACAAAUGCUCACGGGAUUUUGCCCGUAACUUUGUAUUGUGAUCAUUUUCCAGCAUGCACACACACACAGCUGAAAAAGAUGAUCAUCCAGAAGCCCACCACCUACAUUCAACAGUUACUACCAUUUUGCCAUAUUUGCCGUAUUUGCUAAUGUGCCCAUGCACGUGUGUGUGCAAGCGUGCACAUGCAUGUCUGUUUGGCUGAACUAUUCAAGAGAAAACCGUUCAAGACACCACAGUACUUCACCUCUAAAUACGUCAGCUUCAUCUCCGGAGAACGAGAGCAUGCUCCCCUAUAACUUCAAUGCCAUUAUCACACUGGAGAAAAUUAACAAUAAUUAAACAAUACCAUCUUACAGCCCACAUUCGUAUUUACCCAGUUCUCAAAAUGGUUUUUUUAGCUUGUUGCCUCUAGCCAGGGCCCAGUUGACUCCAGGCAAUUCUUCAGCAAGCUGGAGUCUGAGACUCCCUCUGGCUGGGGCGCAACUUACAAGGGAGCGAGCUAACCAGCCAGUGUUCCUUCCUGUGGUGUGUGCAAUGUGAAGUAGGUCUUCCAGAAACUGCAGAAGCGGCAUUCCUCAAAGAAAUUCGCCUCUGACGGAGUGGUUUCACACAUGGUGAUGGGCCGUGGGAGCACCCUGAGGAGGGACAGCAGAGGCUCCCUCUGGCACUCCCUCUACCAGUUUGCUCACAGGGCACAGGUAGCCUCCUGCUUGGUCUCCAGA